AUGCAUCCUAUUCACUUUGCCUACAAGAGUCUCAGCGAACCAAAACGAAGGCGCCACAUCACAGAGUUAAAAGCGCUCGCCGUUGAUGAUUUAUCACCAAUUCUUCGCAAGUUUAUUCAAGAGCAACAGUGUAUCGACAAGGGUGCUGAGAUGACCCUUCAAGUUGCAGAAGUAUGGCUUAGAAAAACAGUAUGUGAAAUUGAAAGCAAAUGCGUCAGAAGCAAAGCAAAGUGCUUGUAUAGUCCUGUGAGAACUUGUAAGAGCGCUAAUGAAAUAGUUACCGAUACAGCGAUUUCUCAUAUUUCUAAGAUAAGUCAUAAAUGCUGCGAUAGCCAAGAAAUGGCAAAAGCCAAUUGUAAUGCUAAUGUAAUUGUAAUGCUGUAA
Molecule: messenger RNA, 384 nt
Organism: Haemonchus placei
Lineage: Eukaryota; Metazoa; Nematoda; Chromadorea; Rhabditida; Trichostrongylidae
Source: the annotation of a GenBank genome assembly